GUGUAAUUUAAUUUUAGGAAAGGGCCCAACAGAAGCGACGCGAGGCAUGUUGUCUGUUAACCAGUGUAAUCACAGAGGAUCAGGGCAUGCUGCAACACCUUAAAAACAUCAUCACAGGCAACACGGUGUCUCCUUGGGCCAAGAAACAGGACAGGGUCAUCCUUCUUUUUGAAGCUGAUGAACAAGUGGACAAAGUCAUGCACUUCUUGUCUGAAGUACUCGAACGUACUGAGACAGACAAGAAGUCUGCAGAUCCAGUGGCAUUCGUAAUGGAUGUACUUUUGCCAGAGGCAACAGUAUACGCCCUCGGAGCUGUUCACUCCAUCUCCCUGGACAAAGCCAAGGAGAUGUACAUGCGUGGCACAGAGUUUGACUCAAGCGAGAUAACCCAGCUUGGGGAACACCUCAGAGCCACAUUUCCUCAAAAGCGAGGCAGAAACUGGAUAGCUUCCUGAGCAAUUACAAGAAAGCCUUGGAGUGUGAGGAAUUCCUCAGGUGCCUGUAAUCCCUGGGUAGUGAAUGUGUCUGCUGGAUAGUCUGUUGUGUAUAAAAUAAAGAAAAUAUAUCAUU
Solea senegalensis (Senegalese sole) is the source of this 570-nucleotide messenger RNA. RefSeq names its product PWWP domain-containing DNA repair factor 3A-like. The transcript has 4 exons. The record is from RefSeq and is a predicted model, not a curated record. The coding region runs from base 87 to 455 and encodes 122 amino acids. Lineage: Eukaryota; Metazoa; Chordata; Actinopteri; Pleuronectiformes; Soleidae.